Maudiozyma saulgeensis is the source of this 555-nucleotide messenger RNA. The record is from the annotation of a GenBank genome assembly. Lineage: Eukaryota; Fungi; Ascomycota; Saccharomycetes; Saccharomycetales; Saccharomycetaceae.
AUGUUAAGUACUACUGAUAACUUACUACGUAUAUUGAACGCUAUGUUCUUAAUUAUAUGUAUGGCCUUUGUUUCGGCUUUAUUAAAUACACAAAACCAAAAUUCUGGUAGAGUUAACUACUGUAUGUUUACAGCAGCUUUUGGUUUAACAACAGAUUCAUUUUAUGGUAUAGCAGCUAACUUCUGGGAACCAUUAACUUGGCCAUUAGUUUUAGUUUGUUUAGAUUUCUUAAAUUUUGCAUUCACUUUUUCUGCAGGUACAGUUAUUGCUGUUGGUAUUAGAGCUCAUUCCUGUAAGAAUGAAUCUUACAGAAAUGGUAAUAAAAUUAUUCAAGGUGAUGAAAAUCGUUGUAGAAUUACUCAAGCUUUAGUCGCUUUCUUAUAUUUCUCAAUGUUUAUUUUCAUUGUUAAAUUAACAAUGUCAAUUAUUACUUUAAUGCAAAAUGGUGCUUUCUCUUCUGCUACUUCAAGAUUCUAUGGUAGAAGAAGAAGAAAUAAUGCUUCUGCUGGUGUUCCAACUGAUAUGGGUGGUGUUCCAUCAAUUUCUCAAGUUUAA